Molecule: messenger RNA, 2385 nt
Organism: Rana temporaria (common frog)
Lineage: Eukaryota; Metazoa; Chordata; Amphibia; Anura; Ranidae
Exons: 2
Coding region: 918-1901 (327 amino acids)
Source: RefSeq, a predicted model, not a curated record
UUCUUGAUUGUGUUUCCCCACAGCGAAACGUUUAUUUUUUUCUGACCUAAGGCCUGGGGCUGGUGGUCCCCCCCUGGGAACUGAACCGCAGGCACUGGGUAGCCUUUGGGUUUAGCGAAGAUUUCCAUUCCUAGGGGGUCCCUUCUUGCUCAGGGGGGCCUCACUAUGUGGGUUGAAGAACCCCCCUGAGUGCUGGAGUCUCCUGGGGAUAGGUGGCUAUUCUGGAGCUCCAGGGGCUGAUCCACUCUCUCUCUCUGAGCUUUCCCCUUACCUUGGAGGUCUGUGGGUCAGGCUCUCUCCGGUGGUGGGGGUUUUCUGUGCGGUCUGGGGCUGCGACUGGGUCGUCCUGGAUUCCCUGGAGCGUUCAUUGCCGUUUUCGAAUUUGGCGCCAAAACCGGCGUCUCACAGAGCCGGCGGCGCAGGGCAAUGACGUCACACGCGCGGCGCGUGUCACUUCCGGGUCGGCUCAGCAAAGAUGGCGCGCUGCAGCUCCAACACGCCAGUCGGCUUCCCACGGCACCGGAGACACACGAAAGGGCAGCAGCAGCCGAGAGAGAGCGGCGCCUUCAUCCUCACGCGAUGGAGCGAGAGGUCCGGUCGUCUACGACCCCGGCUGCGGAGGAGACCACAGGGGGUGAGUCUUCCUGGACACAGGUAUGGUGGGCUGGGACCCAGUAGUUGUUCCCUAGUAUUUACAUACAUGCCUGUGUAUCCUUUUCUUUCUAGGGGAGGAUUUUGUUGCCCAGGGGGGUGCUAGUCGUUCAGUUAAGGACACUAGUCGCUCCAAAAAAUGUGGCUAUUGUAGUUGCAAGUUACCCUCAGAUUAUUCCAAACCCUUUUGUGCUAAAUGUAUCAUUAAAUUGGCAGGGAAGGAGACCUCUGAAAUUCUGAAAGGAUUUCUUGAGGUCCAGUCUGAGAUGCUCUCUACUCUUAAAGAAUUUCAUGUGUCUUUAAAGAGCAAAGAGCCUGAAGCCCCCAUCGCAGGGCCCUCUUCUCAAGAAAGUUCCUCUUCGCAGAUUUUUAGAGUCCGCCAGGAAUCCCUUGGUUCCUUAGUAUCUGACUCUGAAGAUUCAGAGAUUCCUCCCCAGGAGGAAGGUUCUAUUGGUCAGGCGGAAGAAGAAAAUGAGGAUACUAGGACAGGCAGAUAUGUCUUUGCUGCCGACGACAUGGAAGGUCUCCUUGAGGCAGUGUACGCCUCCGAGGAGAUUCCACAGCCUACGGAAGAAAUUUCCACACAGGAUGCUCCCCUCGCGCAAAUUUCCAAACAGUCGGACCUCUCCUUUGAGGACACAGGCAACUUGAAAGAUCCUAUGGAUCGGCGGGCAGAGACCUCCUUGUGUAGGGCCUGGGAAGCUAAUGCGGCUGCCUUGAGCCCCGCAUUGGCUUCGGCCUGUAUUGCUAGGAAUGCUAAUUCUUGGAUCUCCAAGUUGAUGGAACAUGUGUCCCAGGGUUCAGACUCUAAGGGGAUUCUAGAAUCCCUUCAGCUCAUAGGGAGCGCAGUAGCUUAUUUAGCAGACACCUCAGUAGAGACGGUACGUUCUACCGCAAAGACAGGAGCCCUCCUCAACUCUGCCAGAAGAGCAGUAUGGGUCAAGAUGUGGAAUGGGGACCUUGCGUCUAAGAACCGCCUUUGUGGUCUUCCCUUCGAGGGCUCCCUUCUCUUCGGUACGGGCCUGGAUCAGGCCCUGACUAGGUCCUCAGAAAAAGGGGUGCGUUUUCCUACUAAGCCUAGACAAAACAAGAAAAAGUUUUUUCGAGGCCCCCAGGGGGGGUUUGGAGGUAAGAACCGUUCCUCGGAGAAGAAGGCCCCUUACAACAGACGUUGGGGUGCUGGGAAGGAAAAACAAAAAGGGGGUAUCCUUUUUUCCAAUCCAAAACCCAGCGACAAGGACUCCAAAUGACGGGAAGGUCGGGGGAAGACUCUCCCAGUUCCUUCCCAGGUGGGAGAGUAUUACUCAAAGUCCCCACAUUCUCCAAAUCGUAAGGGAGGGGUACAAACUAGAGUUCCGUCAGCUUCCCCCUCCAAACUUUAUUCUGACUCACUUACCCAAGGACCCUCUCAAGUCAGCAGGCCUUCUGCAAAAUGUCUCAGAACUGGCACAACAGGGGGUCAUAGUUCCAGUCCCUGUGUACCAGAGAGGGUUGGGAGUGUACUCCCACAUCUUUGUGGUCCCCAAGCCUUCAGGCAAAUUUCGAUUGAUUAUCAAUCUGAAACCCCUGAAUACCUCCCUCCUCCACAAGAGGUUUCGAAUGGAGAGUAUUUACAGCCUCAGGAGGCUCCUACUAAGAGAGGUAUUCAUGGUCACCAUCGAUUUAAGAGACGCGUACCUCCAUGUCCCAAUCUUCUUGGGUCAUCAGAGGUUCCUCAGGUUUGCGAUUGCCUCC